This is a messenger RNA of Podarcis muralis (Common wall lizard), 2518 nucleotides long. RefSeq names its product methionine sulfoxide reductase A (gene MSRA). The record is from RefSeq and is a predicted model, not a curated record. Gene Ontology annotation, biological process: cellular response to oxidative stress. Lineage: Eukaryota; Metazoa; Chordata; Lepidosauria; Squamata; Lacertidae. Gene Ontology annotation, molecular function: peptide-methionine (S)-S-oxide reductase activity. Gene Ontology annotation, cellular component: cytoplasm.
CACCCCGAGCCUCGCGACAGGGGUUCCGUCCCGGCGCAUGCGCGCGCCACCUGACGGCCGCCGCCUCUCCGUCCCUUUUGCCCCAGUUUAUGGGGUGGGUGGGUGGGGGGAGGGGCGAUGAGUUCCGUCGGCCUCCGCAGACUCUUCCUCGCUUUCGCAGCCAUGGGAGAAGCCGCCUCUUCUGCCCUCAAGGCAGCCGGGGAACGAGAGGUCCUGCCCGGCCGGAGCCUUGUGCGCCUCCUGGAUAAACACCAUGUGAAUGGAAACAGCAUGGUCGAACCUUUUCCAGAGGGAACACAAAUGGCAAUAUUUGGGAUGGGCUGCUUCUGGGGAGCGGAGAGGAAAUUUUGGCGACAGAAAGGAGUCUACUCAACUCAAGUGGGCUAUGCUGGAGGACACACCCCAAAUCCCACCUAUGAAGAGGUCUGUUCAGGGAAGACUGGCCAUACCGAAGCUGUGCGCGUGGUAUUCCAGCCAGAAACCAUCAGCUUUGAGAAACUGCUCAAGGUCUUCUGGGAGAAUCAUGACCCGACACAAGGGAUGAGGCAGGGGAAUGAUUUCGGCACACAGUAUCGGUCUGCCAUCUACACGUUUUCCCCAGAACAGAUGGAGGCUGCUUUGAGAUCCAAAGAAGAUUACCAAAAGGUGUUGACGGAGAAAGGCUUUGGCACGAUCACCACUGAGAUCCGCGAGGCUCCAGAGUUCUAUUACGCGGAAGAAUAUCACCAGCAGUACCUGAGCAAGCACCCGAAUGGCUACUGCGGACUUGGAGGCACUGGGGUUUCCUGCCCCAUCGGCGUCUAAAAGCGAUCUUUCCUCCUGCGACCACCUCAGCACCUUAAAGCAAGAUGUCGGUCGCAAAGGGACAUGCUCUGAAUCUUUUCUGCCGUUUGGCUGCAGUCUUUGGGGUGCUCUCCCCAUGAGUAAAUGCCGUGAAAUCAAAGGCACCUGCUUGCAAGGAAAGGCUGAGAGCUGAGCUAUACAUUUAGCAGAGCCACACGCCUGGAGUCCUUGUUGGACUCCACCACUUCAGGAUGCAGACGGGGAAAAUCAUUUUUGUUUCAUGCUCCUCCAUGUAAGUAAAAAUCAGCUCAUCGGAUGCCUCAACUGGUGUACUGCCAUAGCCUGGAAUAUUACUUUUCUACGCAUGAAACGUUUGGGUUUUUAAAAAAAAAAAACACGAAAGGGGAGCGUUCAAAAACGCACUCCCCCAAUCUACAUUCUGAAGUGGUGCAGUCCAGGAAGGCCUGUAAUGUGUAAUUUUGCGGGAUCUACAUGGCUCAGAAUCCCAACACAAGCACCUAGGUGGGCGUAGUCUCUGCAAUGGAAGAACCCAGGGAUGGACUGAGUGUUUCACAUUGUGUGCCAACAUUAGCCCUGGAAUCUGAAGGGGGUGUGGAAGGCAAGGCUGUGUGUUCCCAUGCAGGAGAGAGAAGAGAUAGAAAAACAAGAUGAUGGGGGGGGGGUGAAAACCUUUUGAGAAGCAGGCAACAGAGAAAGAGCAAAACAUCUGCACACCCCUCUAGCUUCUUUGCUCAUACUUGCAAAGCCCCCGUUCGGUUGUUCAAGCCCCGUUCAUGGGGUUAGAAUAUUUUGCAGGGUUGGCGGGGAUAUUCUGGUUGCCCCCAGCUUCUGUUGUUUCCCUGUCACCCAACCUCCACCAUCCUCCAUGCACCAGGGCUGGGCUGAAGGUUUGAAGCGAGCAAGCUCUGCAGACUCCCCCCCCCCCCCCAGGAUUUAGAAGCCAGUUUUGUAGAGUUCUGUAUCGCCAGCAUGACACCCCAGCGUGAGGAAAGCAGUCUUCACAUCUCCCAACGCCGAUUCAUGCAGCGCUUUAGGGGCGAGAAUGUGACGAGAGGGUGGGGAUGACAAGAAUGGCCCUUCUUCUCCCACAAUGGAAUCCUAAUGGUGUGAAUUCGUUUUGAAACUGGUGCCAGAGCUCAGUUAUAUCAGUCUGCAUUCAGCUAAUGCCUUAAUUCUGUGGGUUCAGGCAGCCACAGAUCUUUUAUGUGUGCUCUUGCAGAAGUUAAUUCUGUCGGAAGGCAUUUCGGGAGGGGAGCUACGUGGGCACAACUGAGAUGCUUUUGCAGCUGUGGCAUAUAAAGCUUCUGCUAUCCUCUCAGGGCGGGGAAUUUGCUGGAAAUAAGUGUGAAAAUUGAGAGCUUGGACCUUGGGGAAGUCUCUUGACUGAAGGAGGAGCCGCAAGGUUUGAUUUCUGUAGCAUCAGAUGUGCAGUUUAUAAGAUCCUCGGCCCAUGGGUACCCUUCUGUUACUGCCCCAGAUGUCUAUGGUGUGCAAUUCCCACCACACCCCCACCGAAAGGACUCCUGUGAUUCUCUCCCCAGUCCUUCACUCAGUUGUAAAGAAUGCAGUUGUUUCUUAAUUUGCGAGAGCUGCUGCGACGUGGGGAAAGCUGAAAAAACCUGGCUUCCCUUGACCCAGGUGGUGGUCUGGAUCGGUAAGGAGACUGUAUCAAAUGUAAUGCAAUAAAGAGCUACAGGUUGCUAAGGAAAAAAGA